This is a messenger RNA of Psylliodes chrysocephalus, 933 nucleotides long. Lineage: Eukaryota; Metazoa; Arthropoda; Insecta; Coleoptera; Chrysomelidae. The record is from the annotation of a GenBank genome assembly.
AUGGCUGAAAAACAAGUUCAAUUUUCUUUAGUACCCAAAAUUGUAAAUGGUGGUAUCGCCGGUAUCAUUGGCGUUACAUGUGUCUUUCCACUGGAUCUCGUCAAAACCAGACUACAAAAUCAACAAAUAGGACCCAAUGGCGAGCGAAUGUACAAUAACAUGGUGGAUGCUUUCCGAAAAACCUAUAGAGCUGAGGGAUUUCUCGGCAUGUAUAGAGGAUCGGCUGUCAAUAUUCUCUUAAUAACCCCCGAAAAGGCUAUAAAACUAGCUGCUAAUGAUUUCUUUAGAUACCAUUUACAAACCAGAGAAAAAACGCUUCCAAUACUUCGGCAGAUGCUAGCUGGUGGUCUAGCUGGUCUCUGUCAGAUUGUCAUUACAACUCCUAUGGAGUUACUGAAGAUUCAGAUGCAAGAUGCUGGAAGAGUAGCGGCACAAGCUAUUCUAGUUGGUAAAACUGUCCAAAAAGUCUCGGCUACCGAAUUAGCACUCGGUUUAUUCAGAAAGCACGGUAUCAUUGGCUUGUACAAAGGCACUGGUGCGACCAUGUUGAGAGAUGUUUCUUUUUCUGUGAUAUAUUUUCCUUUGUUUGCAACUCUGAAUGAUUUAGGACCUAGAAAAAGCGAUGGAUCGGGUGAAGCCGUUUUUUGGUGCUCUUUCUUAUCUGGUUGUGCAGCGGGUUCUAUGGCUGCACUGGCUGUGAAUCCUUUCGACGUUGUUAAGACUAGAUUACAAGCUAUUACCAAGGCUGAAGGCGAGAGGUCAUACUCUGGCGUAGUAAAUGCUUUUGUUAAUAUCCUGCGGUACGAAGGACCAACAGCUUUCUUCAAAGGAGGAGCUUGCCGUAUGAUCGUCAUAGCACCGCUGUUUGGUAUAGCUCAAACAGUGUACUAUCUAGGAGUAGCAGAAAGUUUGCUAGGUUACCAGAGAGGUUGA